Molecule: messenger RNA, 1534 nt
Organism: Amyelois transitella
Lineage: Eukaryota; Metazoa; Arthropoda; Insecta; Lepidoptera; Pyralidae
Exons: 4
Coding region: 580-912 (110 amino acids)
Source: RefSeq, a predicted model, not a curated record
ACUAAUCAAACAUUUCAUUGAAAUAUAUAAUCGAUAAUCGAUGGUUGGACCAUUAGGGUGCCCGAAUAAAAUUUAUAAAUAUGUAGUCCAUAAAAAAUAAAUGAUUUGUUGAGUGCCAAUGGUAAACAAUGGAUUUUCAAAUCCCGCGUACCUUGUUCCCAGGUGACGGCUUGUAUGCGAGUACUAUACUCGUAAUAUGGCGAGGAAAAACGCAUCUACGAAAAUGUCGUAAUGAAACCUAAAUGAAAACUAAAUGUGUUACCUGAAAAUCACAUUUUCACAGUAUUAUUGUUAUUUAUAAUUGAACAUUUUUGAUUUCUCUAAUUCAGUAAUACCUAAUAAUAAAAUAAAACCUAAUAAGGAAGAAAUUAUGGAAUUUAGAAUUUGAUCCUGUUUUGCUUUGGUCAGGUUUUUACACCAAGCGACUCCCAACUGACCUCCGCAACUUUUUAGGGGAAUCUAACACAAAUUGCAUCGAUCAUGGUUAUACAUCCAGUUGCUUGAAUGUGCCGGUUCCUUCACGAUGUUUUUCUUCAAAGUAAGAGCAUUAGCACCGAUUAAAAAAAAGGAAUAAAAGUAAUGGAUUCGUAUGAAAAAGAAAUGACAGAGUCUACGAUUGAGCCUGGAGUGUCAAUGUCGGUAAUGGAGGAGGCUCCCACUAUGACGGUAGCCACCAUUGUGGGGGUCACCAUCGUAGUCCUGGUCACCAUCGCCGCUGUCUUCUUCCUGGGAGUGUUACUCGACUGUCGACAACAGCGGCGGUUGGAAAAGAAGAUGGGAGAAGUGAAAAAGCUGAAGAAUCAGCGGCGAAUCAACACGCUCACGGAGAAUGAUGAAAUUAGUAUAGCGAACCACAUGGAGCAAGCGGGAACCAGUAUCGCCCCUGCAGAGAUCUUGGCAACUGUACCCUGAUUUCAUAUUUUGAUCUUUUUGAAAUUUGUACUUUUCGACAACUUAGUUUCGCUUUAAUUUGCAAAUGAUACAUUGAGGUAUUUAUUCCUCCAAGCGCAAUCAUAUUGAAGGGCACCUAAUGAGGUAAAAUUGUGCGAUGAAUUAUGCCAAAGUAGAGCGUUCUUAUCUAGCCUUAUAAUUAGUUUCCAGAAAAUCCUAAUAAAUAAUGAAACUUAGUUGUAUGAAAAUUAACUGUUAUAUGCGAUUUAUGAAUUUGGAAACUUUAAUUUAAAUUAAGAUCUUGAAAUGGGUAAUUUGUAGGUAUACCUAUAUGAAAAUUAAGUCAGUAAAGUAAGUCAAGGUUAUAUAAAAUUGUAUUUGCGUUCAAGAAAUAAGAAAAGUCGGAUGUAUUAUUCUAGUAUACCUACCUGCUCCUGCUAUCUUUCUGGUAAAAUGCUGUCACUGAAACUUAAGAAGAUAAUGUUUGUUAUGUAAGUAUAACUUAUGCGAAUAUAAACGAGUCUCAAUUUAUACUGUCUCAAUUAUGUAAACUGUUUUGGCACAUCAUGUAUCUUAAUUUACUGUCAAUUGUUUAAAACAUUACAUUAUUUAUUUUGUUAUUUAUUACAAGCAAUAUUCCGUU